Molecule: messenger RNA, 751 nt
Organism: Gorilla gorilla gorilla (western lowland gorilla)
Lineage: Eukaryota; Metazoa; Chordata; Mammalia; Primates; Hominidae
Gene: SPACA5
Product: sperm acrosome associated 5
Exons: 4
Coding region: 182-661 (159 amino acids)
Biological process (GO): fusion of sperm to egg plasma membrane involved in single fertilization
Cellular component (GO): sperm flagellum; acrosomal vesicle
Molecular function (GO): lysozyme activity
Source: RefSeq, a predicted model, not a curated record
GUGGGGCCUUUAAUCCCCAAUGCAACAGUGUUGGGUGAUGUUUAGGCUUCUGUGUUGCGUGUUCCAGAAUCUACCACUUAGACCUUUGCUCAUAGAGCCCAGAGUUCCAGAAUGCCCCUAAUUCCGAACACCACAGGGUGAGUCUGGAGCAAGUCACCUGGGAGGGCUUACAGGUGCCAUAAUGAAGGCCUGGGGCACUGUGGUAGUGACCUUGGCCACGCUGAUGGUUGUCACUGUGGAUGCCAAGAUCUAUGAACGCUGCGAGCUGGCGGCAAGACUGGAGAGAGCAGGGCUGAACGGCUACAAGGGCUACGGCGUUGGAGACUGGCUGUGCAUGGCUCAUUAUGAGAGUGGCUUUGACACCGCCUUCGUGGACCACAAUCCUGAUGGCAGCAGUGAAUAUGGCAUUUUCCAACUGAAUUCUGCCUGGUGGUGUGACAAUGGCAUUACACCCACCAAGAACCUCUGCCACAUGGAUUGUCAUGACCUGCUCAAUCGCCAUAUUCUGGAUGACAUCAGGUGUGCUAAGCAGAUUGUGUCCUCACAGAAUGGGCUGUCUGCCUGGACUUCUUGGAGGCUACACUGUUCUGGCCAUGAUUUAUCUGAAUGGCUCAAGGGGUGUGAUAUGCAUGUGAAAAUUGAUCCAAAAAUUCAUCCAUGACUCAGAUUCGAAGAGACAGAUUUUAUCUUCCUUUCAUUUCUUUCUCUUGUGCAUUUAAUAAAGGAUGGUAUCUAUAAACAAUGCAAAAGA